AUGAAGCUCAUUUACACCCCUGCCACGUUAGACGACUUGGACAUCAUUCACGAAUAUGAAUCCACAUCUUAUCACCCUGACGAAGCUGCCUCAAGAGAGCAGCUCGAACGUCGCAUCAACUACGCCUCUGAAUCUGGCCCUGAACUCUUCACUGUUUGCCGUAAUCUGGAUCAAGACGACAAGGUGAUUGCAUUUCUGUGCACAACACUCACCAAGGGUGACUUAGUCACUGAUGAAUCCAUGAGUGUGCACGAUCCUGAGGGACAGACCAUCUGUCUGCACAGUGUCUGUGUCUCUCCUGACUACCGCAAGCAAGGCGUCGCUACCAAACUCAUGUUGAAAUGGAUCGAGCAAUUAAAACAAAUCAACGCAACUCAAACACCUAAGAAAUAUAACCGCAUUGCCAUCUUGAGUCGACCUAAUCUUUUGGGUCUUUAUGAGAGUGUGGGAUUCAAGAAUGUGGGUCUUAGUGAGGUUGUACAUGGCCCAGAGCCUUGGAUUGACUGUAUUCUAGAACUCUAA
Messenger RNA from Mucor velutinosus, 522 nucleotides. RefSeq lists its product as uncharacterized. Bases 1 to 522 code for a protein of 173 amino acids. The transcript has a single exon. NCBI's taxonomy places the organism in Eukaryota, Fungi, Mucoromycota, Mucoromycetes, Mucorales, Mucoraceae. The record is from RefSeq and is a predicted model, not a curated record. Gene Ontology annotation, molecular function: acyltransferase activity, transferring groups other than amino-acyl groups.